Messenger RNA from Cannabis sativa, 1542 nucleotides. RefSeq lists its product as uncharacterized. Gene Ontology annotation, biological process: innate immune response; regulation of developmental process. The record is from RefSeq and is a predicted model, not a curated record. Bases 228 to 1250 code for a protein of 340 amino acids. The transcript has a single exon. Lineage: Eukaryota; Viridiplantae; Streptophyta; Magnoliopsida; Rosales; Cannabaceae.
AACCAUCCUAGAUAUUUCCUUUCUCUGAAAUUUAGUUUCUUCACGUUUUGAAAAUCCACAAAUUAAUUCCUUGUGUAUUAUAUAUAGUAAAACUUAUAUAAAUAGCUCUAUAGCUACACUUCUCUUUAGACAUAAACACUUGAGAAAAAUAAAAUAACAAACUUUUUUUCUUUCUGGGGUUUUCUCAUUUUUCUCUCUCAUUGUUUUCUUUUUCUCACUUUCCAAACAUGAUUAUGAAUAAUAAUAAUAAUACUAUAGUGCCCAAAUGCUUUGUUAUCUUAUUGGUUCUGUUGAUUAAUAAUUCUGUUAUUAAUGGAACAGAGGGUCGGAUCUUGAAUAAUGAGAAGAAGUAUUACUGGAAAAAUGAUCUUGUUCGUAGAGGGAUUGUUGGAUUCUUUGAUGGGCUUUAUCUUGGGUCCAUUAAGCAAUCUGGGCCAAGCCCAGGUGAGGGUAAUAAGGUCGGUCGGACACUUGGUGGUAUCAAAGAUUCUGGUCCUAGUCCUGGUGAGGGACAUAAGUUUACUCAUGCUAAGACACUUGGAGGUAUCAAGGCCGGUCCAAGUCCCGGGGAGGGACAUAAAUUUACUAAUGCCAAGACACUUGGAGGUAUCAAGGAUUCUGGGCCGAGUCCUGGUGAGGGACAUAAGUUUACUAAUGCCAAGACACUUGGAGGAAUUAAGGCCGGCCCGAGCCCUGGGGAGGGACAUAAGUUUACUGAUGUUAAUACUUUUGGAGGUAUUAAAGACGGCCCGAGCCCUGGUGAGGGACAUAAGUUUACUAAUACAAAAACUUUAGGAGGAAUCAAAAACUCGGGACCGAGCUCUGGUGGCGCGGGACAUAAGUUUACCAAUGCGAAGAUACUUGGAGGAAUCAAAAAUUCAGGACCGAGCUCUGGUGGUGGGGGACAUAAAUUUACUAAUGCCAAGACACUUGGAGGAAUCAAAAACUCGGGACCAAGCUCUGGUGGUGGGGGACAUAAAUUUACUAACGCCAAGACAGUUGGAGGAAUCAAAAACUCGGGACCAAGCUCAGGUGGUGGGGGACAUAAAUUUACUAACGCCAAGACUCUUGGAGGAAUCAAAAACUCAGGACCGAGCUCUGGUGGUGGGGGACAUAAAUUUACUAACGCCAAAACUCUUGGAGGAAUUAAAGAGUCGGGACCGAGCCCCGAUGAGGGACACAAGUUUACUAAUGUUGAUAUCCUUGGAGGAGUCAAAGAUUCAGGACCAAGUCCAGGAGAUGGACAUUAGUAAGCCUAUAUUAUGGGCAAUCGCCAUUGAUAUGGUCAUGGUGAUAUUAAUUAAUCACUCAUUUAAUUAAUUUAUUAAAUUAUAUAUAUAGUUAAUUAAACAGCAUAUAUAUACUUAGAAGAUGACAUAUUGUCGAUCAUCAUUAAAUUUAUUUAUUUUUAUUAUUAUAUGAUUAUUCUUUUGUAAUCUUUAUAAUUACAUCGAUGGGGUCCAUUGAUCCAAUUUGUUAGUCAUGUAACGAUUUGUUCUCUAUUUAAAUUAAGUAAAUAAAAUUAAUAAUUAAGAUUAUAAA